GGAACCGGGCCUGGGUACGCAACACCUCUGGAUGCUAUGAAAGGUCCCAAAGAGAAACUCAUCUAUGUUACCUGCAUCUUAACCGGGUCCGGCAUCCGAGCACCUGAUUACCUGGCUACGGUAGACGUGGAUCCAAAAUCUCCAACUUAUUGCAAGGUGAUCCACCGCCUGCCCAUGCCUUACAUCGAAGAUGAACUCCACUACACCGGGUGGAAUGCCUGCAGCAGCUGUUUCGGGGAUACCACCAAGAAGCGGAACAGACUGAUACUUCCUUGCAUCAGCUCCGCUCGCAUUUACGUGGUGGACACAGGGACUGACCAGAGAGCUCCCAGGCUCCACACAGUGAUUGAACCGAAAGAAGUUUUCCAGAAAUGUGACUUGGCUUUUCUGCACACCUUUCACUGCCUGGGCAGCGGGGAAGUCAUGAUCAGUGCUAUUGGGGACCCGCGUGGCAACGGAAAAGGUGGUUUUGUCCUUCUGGAUGCGGAGACAUUUGAAGUGAAGGGGAACUGGGAGAGACCCACUCAAGCAGCCCCUCAAGGUGGUGAUUUCUGGUACCAGCCAAGACACAAUGUCAUGAUGAACGGUGAAUGGGGGAUUCCAAAAUUCUUUGUCUCUGGGCUCAAUCCAACUGACCUGGGGAAAGGACGCUAUGGUCGUCGCCUGAACGUCUGGGACUGGACCACCCACUGCCUUCUCCAGUCGAUUAAUUUAGGUGAGGAUUCCACCCCCGUUGCAGUCCGGUUCCUGCACAACCCCAAUGCUGCACAUGGAAUGGUGAUCUGUGGAAUCUCGGGCAUCAUCAUGCACUUCUACAAGACACAGGAUGGAAGUUGGACAGCAGAGAAAGUGAUCCAGAUUCCAAGCAAGAAAGUGUCGGGAUGGUCAUUACCUGAAAUGCCAGCCUUAUGCGCCGACAUGGUCAUUUCAUUGGACGAUCGGUUCAUAUAUAUAAGUAACUUUCUUCAUGGCGACAUCCGUCAGUAUGACAUCACCAACCCUUUCUGCCCCAAGUUGGUUGGCCAGGUGUUUGUGGGUGGCAGCAUCCCAAAAGGCGGGGUGGUCACUGUCCUUGAAGACCCAGAGCUGGACUGCCAACCUGAUCCUUUAAUCAUCCAGGGAAGAAGAGUCUACGGGGGACCUGAAAUGCUUCAGCUGAGCUUGGACGGCAAGAGACUUUACUGCACCAACAGUCUGUACACUCCUUGGGACAAGCAGUUUUACCCUGAAUUGGUCAGGGAAGGUUCUGUCAUGCUGCAGAUCGAUGUGGACACGGAUCACGGAGGUCUGUACUUGAACGAAGACUUCCUGGUUGAUUUCGGGAAGGAAUCCUGCGGGCCUGCCCGGGCUCAUGAGAUGCGUUACCCUGGGGGAGACUGCACCUCGGAUAUCUGGGUCUAGCUGGGGAAUACGCAAACCUAUUCCAAUGCUAGCUUUGGGGGAGUGCUCUGGAGAAGGCA
Molecule: messenger RNA, 1460 nt
Organism: Heteronotia binoei (common prickly gecko)
Lineage: Eukaryota; Metazoa; Chordata; Lepidosauria; Squamata; Gekkonidae
Product: methanethiol oxidase-like
Exons: 1
Coding region: 37-1401 (454 amino acids)
Molecular function (GO): protein binding; selenium binding
Source: RefSeq, a predicted model, not a curated record